AUGGUAUUGAUUUGGUCAUUCCUACGCUCUAGCGCUGCUCAGCACGUACUACAACGCAGCUCUGUUCGUUACUUUUCGUUCUCGUCUAAAACUGCAUCUUCUACUGCUGCUACCAAGUCCAAAGAUCCUCCUUUUAACCGUUAUUUUUGGUACACGACGGGAAUUCUGCUGGGCAUUCCGGGAGCAAUUGGUGCUGUGUUUGUGUACAAUCUAAAGACAGAUCACGAGUUCUAUGAUCAUUUCAACGACCGGUAUCCCGAUCUUAUUGAAGGUAUUAACAGAUAUGUGCCGCUUAAUGAGACGCUGUUGGAACUGGCGAGUCGUGAAGACAUUGGACCUAUUGGCUCGACGGAAGACCUGAUUAACGAGACGGUGUCGGUAGUAGUAGAGCUGCAGUCGCGUCAGAAAGUAUGGCUUGAGAUGCCUGGCUCGGCCACUCAGGAGGAGAUUGAGGCGUUGGCGGUCAAGCAAUCGGCGCAUCCAGACAAAGAUCGAGUGAUUGCAAUUGCGCUUGCUGAAAACGAAAAGAGUGAAAAGGACGACAAGCUGCCGGUGCCGACUACACAAGAAUCUUGGCCACCGGCUCCUCGUGUGACGUGGGGCAGUGCUGCUGCGCAGCUGAAGAAAAACAAGACGCCGUUAAAUUUAGAGAAAAAGCUUCGGCUGGAGAUUGCCGAGAUUCGUGCCAAGCAGAAGGCACUUGAGGAAUCCAAGUACGCAGGACGCGAUAUUGACGAAGCCGACGAGGAAAUUGGGGCUCUUGAGGAGCGCAAGAUCAUGCUGAAGAAACAGCUUCCACGUAAACGCUUUCUCAGGAUCUUUUAG
Peronospora belbahrii is the source of this 825-nucleotide messenger RNA. The record is from the annotation of a GenBank genome assembly. Lineage: Eukaryota; Oomycota; Peronosporomycetes; Peronosporales; Peronosporaceae.